Messenger RNA from Rubroshorea leprosula, 1561 nucleotides. The record is from the annotation of a GenBank genome assembly. Lineage: Eukaryota; Viridiplantae; Streptophyta; Magnoliopsida; Malvales; Dipterocarpaceae.
CUCCAUCGAAAAAAUUUAAAAAUAUUGCCUCCCGCCAAACACCCUCCAUCUACGUUUGAUUCAGUCCAUAAUUUUCGGAUUAGCAAUUUUCUGAUUCUCAGUUUCUCCUUUUUGAUGAAAAAAAUGGAAUCCGUGAUAGCAACCGUGAGCGGCUACCACGGUUCUGAGCGAUUCAAUCUAAUCAAACUCAUCUCUCACGCCGGAGCAAGUUACGUCGGCGCAAUGUCUCCGUCAAUUACUCAUCUGGUAUGCUGGAAAUUUGAGGGAAGGAAAUACGAGCUUGCUAUGAAUUUCGGGACAAAAGUAGUUAACCAUCGCUGGGUACAAGAUUGCAUAAAGCAUGGAAAACAUGUUCCGGAAGAUCCUUACAUGUUGCAGAGUGGAGAAGAUGUGGGACCUUUAGUUACGGAAGUGCCGGUUGUUGCUGAGGCAGAUGACUUGAGUAAGAAAGGGAAAGUACUUUCUGAGAGGUCCACUAUUCGUGGAAACUGUGGAAAAGAAGUGUUUGAUGCUGACUAUGGGGGUUCUGAUUUGUCGGCUUGGAUGAAAUCUCCAUUGUUGGACGAGGUGCGUAUUCGACUUUAAUUCAUCUUCUUCCUCUUUUCCUCCUUCCUGUCUUUCCAUUGGAAUUCAUCAAUCAUACGCAAAUUUUAGUUGAUGAUGUAAUUGGAUUUUGAAUUUUGAUAAUCAUGGCAUUCCUGUGACUACUUUUAAUUGAUGUAGCGAUUUUAUGUGUGUUGUUUAAAUUCAUAAUGAGAUUCACUGAUACAAUUUUCACGUGCCUGAGAUUCAUUUCAACAAUAGUUUUAAUGCAGUGUGUUAUUCUUUUUUGUUUAUUAAUUUGUUAUCAUAUCCAUGUCCGAUGUCUGUUUUAUACAUCAAACAUCCUGGUUUAUAGCUUCGGUGUAUUGUAAGCAUUUUCUGCAAUUCAGUUGUUUAAUACUUGAGGUAUGGCAAUCAUUGUUGCCUUUCUUUUUCAGAAUUUGUUCCCUCUGCUCGGGACAAGCAGUGGUGGUUGUCAUAAACUGAAGUCAAAAUCUGUUAGAACUUCAAAGCAGGAGAAUUGGUCUAGUAGUGUGAAAUGCUUUCAGGAGACUCCUUUAUCUGAACUAGGUAGAAAGGAGGUAAUGGCUGUUUGAUCCUUCCCAUGGCUUGAACUUUCUACAGUAUUUUGUAAAGUAAACUUGACUAAUUGUGAUGUUUUUUUAAUUAUCCUAGCCGUUGUUUUUGCUCUACAAAUUUUGGUCAAGAUUUGAAGUUUACACAAUAGUCAUGCUGUAAAAUCUUGUCCAGGAUAAAUUUUUCCUUUUGGACAUUAACCUAUCAAAGUAUUCAUGCUAGAAAAGUUGAAGACCUGAAAAACUGGUACUCAGUAGUUCCCUUACCUUAACUAGCAUCUUUCACACAUAAACACGCAUAAAACAAACUUGCAUCUAUUACAAAAUCAGCUUCUGUUCUUUUCUUCUGUCACUGCAACAGUGAUUUAGUUCAACAUGACAAUAGAUUGGAGUCAAAUAAUUGGGAGGCGUGGGGGUGAGUGGAAUGAAUAGGAGAGAAUAAU